Molecule: messenger RNA, 1455 nt
Organism: Cuscuta campestris
Lineage: Eukaryota; Viridiplantae; Streptophyta; Magnoliopsida; Solanales; Convolvulaceae
Source: the annotation of a GenBank genome assembly
AGAUAAUGGAAAGGUGUUCCAAACAGGGCCGUAAUCUCUAAGCUGGACUAAAACGGGUAAUCAACCCUAGAGACUACUACUCCCUAGUCCCUCCCAGUCUCCCCACUCCAACAGAAGAAAUCAUCCACAUCCACCAUGGAUGCAUCAAAAUCUUAUCAAUUCCUUGCGAAGAAGCCUUACCAGCCCCCCUCUUGGGCUUCUCAUCUCACCCACAUUCCCUCCCAUGUCUACUCUCUCGGACACCUUCCUACUCCGAUUCACAAAUGGAACUUGCCCAAUCUGCCCAAGGACACUGAGGUCUGGUUGAAGCGUGAUGACCUUUCAGGAAUGCAAUUGAGUGGUAACAAGGUGAGGAAACUGGAAUUCUUGCUUGCAGAUGCUGUGGCCCAGGGAGCAGAUUGCAUUGUCACUAUUGGUGGCAUUCAAAGUAAUCAUUGUCGUGCUACUGCUGUUGCUGCCAAGUAUUUGAAUCUCGACAGUUAUCUUAUACUGCGAACAUCAAAAGCUCUUGUGGAUAAAGAUCCUGGAUUGACAGGGAAUCUCCUUGUUGAGCGUUUAGUUGGAGCUCACAUCGAUCUUGUUUCAAAAGAAGAAUAUGCCAAAGUUGGGAGUGUGGUUCUUACUAACAUAUUGAAAGAAAAAUUGUCGCGUGAAGGGAGAAAACCUUAUGUCAUACCUGUUGGUGGAUCCAAUUCACUAGGAACUUGGUGCGAUUCUAAUUUGAUGCAAUAGUCUAGCAAUACAUUUCAUGGGGUGACCUUUGGUCAGAUAAUGCACAUCACAAUUCACAUAGAAAACUUUCCUUCAAUGCAGACACUAAAUGAAAAUAACUAGUGGAAGUCAACAAGUCAAGGAAAAAAAGACAAUUGCGGCAUUAAACAAUGAAUAAAAGUAGUCAGUGCAUGCUGCUUUUAGACAAAUUGGAUAUAAUUGUGAGAAUCAGAUGUCAGACGUGUUGCUUGGAAUGUUUAAAGUUCUUUGGGUAUGAAUGCUACUAAUUGACCAUAAGCCAGAGCUUGUUGUUGGCAUGAUUCAUGCUGAAACCUCUAAGGCAGAUAUGCAGUUCAGUAUACACUCAAGGAAUGCUUUACCGUUCACCUCUUGCUUAUUGUAUGUUCCCAACAUACUAGGGAGAUACUGAUCAUGUGAUCAAGAUGCUUUGAGGACAGGAUUAAACUAACAGUCCAUGUUUAGUUGAAGGAUUUGGUCCAGGAUUAUGUCUCUGAGGGGAUCAAACUAACAAUUCCAGGUUUGCAUGAAGAAUUUUGCCAGGAUUUAGGGUGUUUCUUUUGGGAUUCAUCAAUUCCGCAAAAAAAGUUGUGCUGUAAGAGGUAGUUGGUCAGGGACUAAGUGAUUUGGUGGAUUGCAACAUCACCCUCACUCAAAUAUCGUAUUUCAUUUGCCACAGGAUUAUAAGGUGUUUUGUACUCUAAAUUAUAAAGUAACACAAAAUUA